GCAACUGGGACGCACAAGGAGUACGCCAAGUUCAAGUACUACAUGGAGAAGUGCUACGUGCUGCCGCUGGAGCUCAAGAACGACAUUAUCUACUGCCAGCGUGCGAUGCGCGACUUCCUCAAGGUCCACGGCUUGGUCUCGGACGUCUUCAAGGAGCAGGCGGAUGCGGAUCCCGUGCAGAUGCGCCGCAUCCUGGACGAGCUGGAGGAGGAGGUGUACGAGAUCAACGCCGAGCAGCAGUUCCUGCUGCUGCGCCUGAACGACGACCUGGAGGGCUUCUGCCUGAAGCUGAAGGAGAACAACAUCGCCACGCAGCCGGACCUGGCCAACGAGUUCGUCUCCGGCCAGAUAGUGCCCCUGAUCGCGGACCCCAACUACAAGAUCUGUCCGCAGUCGGUGAUGAGUCGCGACAACGAGGAGAUGCUCAUCCGCAAGCACUUCCUGCUGAGCCAGGACGACGAGGCGGGCGUGCCGCCGCUGAAGCUGAGCGACCUGGACGAGAACAUCCCGCUGAUGCUGGCUCCGCCGGUCAGGGGACUGGGUCAGCAGAUCGCAGCCGUGCAUCCGCAGGUCAAGUGGCCGCUUAAAUCCGAGGAGCCACUGCAGUCGCAGCUGGAGAUGAUGAAGCGCUCGCUGGAUGCCCAAGCGAUGCCGCCCAAGCGCAAGAACAUCACCUGCAGUUCGCCGCCGCCGCUGGCGCCCAUAACGCAAACCCAAACCCAAACGGUGGUGGCCGCCGCACCGCCGCAACCAGCGAAUCCGCCGCCAGACUUUGAGGUGGUGGCCCAGAGCAGGAAGAACCUGCAUCAGGCGCUGAAGCGGGCCCGCAAGACGAAGCAGCAGCCGCGCCUGUGCGACGAGGAGGAGGAUUUGGAGAUCAGCGGUCUGGAGAACAGCCGCAAGAGCAAGUGCAGCGAGGGCAGGAAGACUCCGCCGCCGCCACCGCCGCUGGAGCCAACGAAUGCUGCCGCCUUGAACAAGGGGCCGUCGGAGAAGAAGAACAGUUCGCAGAAGACCAGAAACACGCGCCGGAAGUCCUCGCCGACGCCCCCAUCGAAUUCCCAGCCGCAGCCGCAGCCAGCGGGUUCGCCAGGUUCCGGCGGCAGCUCAGAUGAUUCCAGCGCGGAGCUGCAGCAGGAGCAGCAGCGGCUCUGCGCAUCCGCCGCCCAGUGGCGCGACGAGCCGCGCGAGAGCCGCAUCCUGCCGGCGGAGUACGGCCAGGAGACCUUCCUCGGCCUCUUCGGCCUCUACACGCCCGAGGUGCUCAAGAAGCUCAACCAGCGGCAUUCGAAGCGCAAGCGGCGCACCGUCCAGAAUGCCAGCGGCGUGGACUUUCACUACGGCCAGCAGCUGAAUGCCAUGGACACGCUGGUCCUCGGCGUUCGCGGGCACAAGAAGGCCAAGGACAAGCCCGAGUUCCUGCUGUCGCCCAAGGAGAAGCGGCUGCAGGCCAACUCGAAGAGGGCCUACACGCGCAAGAGCAAAUCGCCGGACAAGAUUACGGAUAAGGGUGCUGGAUCUGCAGCUUCACCCUGCCAGCAUGGCGAGGGCGGCGCCUCAAAGUGCCGAAAGUGCCGCGAGUGCAGGGAAUGCAAACGCCGCGUGGAGCCCGAAGCGAUGUACUGCCAUUUCUGCAGUGGCCUCUACCACCUCGACUGCCACGAGGCCACCAAAAACCGCCAGCAAAUGCAGCUCCAGAACUCCCGCUGCCCGCCGUGUUUGCGCGAGCAAAUGGAUAAGUAGCGUCGUGAUACGAAGUCAACGGACAUUGGAUACUUAUCUUACUAUUUUCGCCUGUUUUCCAAAGGACACCAAAAGUUGUUGGAUGAAUUGUUUGCCUCCUCAGUCCAAUGGACAUGGGCACUUACUUCCCUUCGUUUCUUUCUUGGCUCCGCUGUUUUAAG
This is a messenger RNA of Drosophila takahashii, 1904 nucleotides long. It is a transcript of the gene Lint-1, whose product is annotated as l(3)mbt interacting protein 1. The record is from RefSeq and is a predicted model, not a curated record. NCBI's taxonomy places the organism in Eukaryota, Metazoa, Arthropoda, Insecta, Diptera, Drosophilidae.